UUUGGAGGACCUUGGUUAUUGGUUCUGGAGAUGGUGGGACGGUGCCUGGCAAUGACUCGACCGAGGAUGCCGCACAUUUUCGUUCUCUGAUGGAGGAGGUGUUUGAUAGUGAUCCUGCUGUUCUUCGAAACGUGUCUCGCAUCAUUGAAGAGGAGCUGCAUCCGGAUCAUUCCGAUCUCAGAGAGUCUGCUGUAAACCACCGGGUUCGUGGUCGACCAAGAAACAAUGAUACAAGACGUGAUCGUUCUUAUUUUGAACAUGUAAACCGCCAACACACUGAACGCGGCGCACGACAAACAGGAGAUGUAAACGACAUUAGCCAAAGCCGUUAUCGACACAUGCUUCCAAGGCCGAUGUUGCCUUACAUCACAAGAUGGAAGGAUGUCAUUGGCGAUGGGAACUGUGGGUUUCGUUGUGUGGCCGAGUUCUUCUUCGGUGAUCAAGGCCGAUGGUAUGACGCUCGAGAGACAAUAGCGAAUGAGGUCCUCGGUUAUCGAGCCCUAUAUGAGAGGAUUUAUGGGCUUGGAAGACUUGAGAUCAAUGUGCAGCGUAUUCGAUGGGACGGUGGGGCGGUUGAUUCCCGUCAUUGGAUGGUUGCAAUACAAGAUUUAUUUCCUAUUGCGACUUGGUUCAACGCAGCGGUUAUUAUUCUUGGUGUAGGCCAAACACCAACUUGCUACUACCCAUGCCUCACGAUAUUGCCGUUGCGGGCAAGAAGGGGGGUCACAGCACCGGAGCGAGAGUUUGUCAUCGCUACAGUUGGGGCCUCACAUUUUAUUUGUAUUGAACUUGCACCUGAUUCGCCACUUCCCCCGGUUGCAGGUUGGUGGACCGAGCACCACGACCCAAGUCCUGUUGAUGACCUCCAUAGACCGACCCAUCCACUUCAAUUAAAAAAACAACAUAUUAAAUAAAUCACAAGUUUUUUUU
Molecule: messenger RNA, 930 nt
Organism: Chenopodium quinoa (quinoa)
Lineage: Eukaryota; Viridiplantae; Streptophyta; Magnoliopsida; Caryophyllales; Amaranthaceae
Exons: 2
Coding region: 90-914 (274 amino acids)
Source: RefSeq, a predicted model, not a curated record